AUGAUAUGGUACCAUAGCCUACCUCCUAAUUCUAUUGACUCAUUCGCUAUACUUGCAGAUUCCUUCAUAAAAGCACACGCCGGGACUAUCAAGGUCGAGAGCAAAAAGUUAGAUCAUUUCAAAGUAAAACAAAGGGAUAAUGAGAUGCUCCGAGUCGACGAUGAUCAACUUGGGGCCCCUUCGGGGUCCGUUUAUCCCGUCAAGGCCGUCGAUAUAGCCAAGAGAGACAUUGAUUGUGAACUGAGAUCAAGCAGGGAUAGUUAUCAACCAUAUAAUGGGGAGCAUAGAGGUAACGGAUCCGGGAGAAACCCCAUAAGAAGUGAAAGGAGAAGUGAUCGAGGUCAAAGCAACCAGAGACUCAUGGGCGAAAAUGGUUUCGACAGGCCUAUCGUGCCUAAGGAAGCAUCGAGGUUACCAGAAUACAACUUUAAUGUCGACGUUGCCGCCAUUGUAUCUGCCAUCGGACGCAUCAAGGACACCAAAUGGCCUCGACCUCUACAAUCUGAUCCAACCCAAAGGGAUCUUAACCAGAUGUGCAAAUAUCAUGGCACCCACGGCCAUAAAAAAGAGGAUUGCCGACAGUUGAGAGAGGAAGUAGCCCGGUUAUUUAAUAAUGGGCAUCUUCGAGAAUUCCUGAGCGACCAAGCUAAGAAUCAUUUUAGGAAUAGGGAUUCUAAUAAACAGGCCAAACAGGAAGAACCACAACACGUCAUUAACAUGUUCAUCGGUGGAGUCGACGUUCCUCAAGGGCCGAUGUUGAAGCGCACCAAAGUAUCCAUCACGAGGGAAAAAUAA
Messenger RNA from Nicotiana attenuata, 795 nucleotides. RefSeq lists its product as uncharacterized. NCBI's taxonomy places the organism in Eukaryota, Viridiplantae, Streptophyta, Magnoliopsida, Solanales, Solanaceae. The transcript is spliced from 2 exons. The record is from RefSeq and is a predicted model, not a curated record. Bases 1 to 795 code for a protein of 264 amino acids.